AUGGCUGUUUCCCCCGGACUGCAUCAAGCUGCAACACUUUCGCCGAUGGUCUCCGUCCUUGUUCUAAGUUUUGUGAUAGCGCUGCUAUAUCAACUUUAUCAAUGGGCACUACCGAAGCCUCUUCCAGGUAUACCGUAUGAUGCUCAUGCUGCGCGAAACUUGAGAGGCAGCUUGCCAGAUCUCUUACGAUAUAAGGAAGCCAAUGGCAGGAUACGACCAUGGUUUGUGGAACAGAUAAUCAAGCACGACUCGCCUUUGGUACAAUUCUGGAUGCUUCCAUUUACCAAGCCAAUUGUCAUUGUGUCAGACUAUCAAGAAACUCAGGAUGUCUUACUUCGACGAUCCAAGGAAUUUGAUCGAGGUCAACGGGGUGCAGACAUGUUUCAUGGAGUUGUGCCAAAUCAUCACAUCUCAAUGACAUCUACGGAUCCUCGGUUCAAAGGCAACAAAGAGCUUGUACGGGAUUUAAUGACUCCAACAUUUCUGAAUGAGGUCUCGGCGCCAGAGAUAUACUCGAAGACAAUCACACUGGUUGGCUUGUGGACCCUUAAAGCCGAACUGGCUAAGGAGAAACCUUUUGAUGCCAAGAAAGACAUUGUCGACGCGACUAUGGAUAUUAUCAAUGCUGCUGCAUUCUCAUUUGGUGACCAUAUGAGUACAACGAAGCAUCAACUUAAACAUCUAUCAGAGCUUGGGCAGUCGCAGGUUGUCCAUGGAUCGGAUGGCGCCGUUAGAUUUUUGAGGCUCCCCGAAAUUUCUGACAUAGCUGCAAUUUCUGCUGUUGCCGACCAUCUAGGCACGCAGUUUCGGUCAAUGAUGCCAAGACUCGACCAUAAGAUUCGCAUGCUUACUCAACCUGAGCUACGCCGCAACUUCGCACGCAAAGACGCCUUAAUAUCCAGGGAAAUAGCAAAAUCGGUGAUGAGGUUUGACAACGGGGAUCGCACGACCUUCUCGGCAUUAGAUCAUCUUCUGCAUCGAGAGAGGGCUGCCGCACAGAAGGCAAACAGAAAGCCUGUUUUCCAUUCCCCCCGAAUCAAAGAUGAGAUCUUUGGCUAUGUAAUUGCUGGGCAUGAAACGAGCUCAACAGCCCUUCAGUGGACAAUAAAGCUUUUGGCUGGCCACCAAAAUGUUCAAACUCGUCUCCGUUCGGCACUGCAAGCGGCAUAUCGGAAAGCAUACGAUGAAUCUCGCCAACCAAUAGUGACAGAAAUAAGCAACACCACGGUACCUUACCUGGACGCCGUGAUUGAAGAGUCCCUACGCUUUGAUGCCCCACUUCCUAUAUUUGCUCGCGACACAACACGAGACACGAUUUUACUGGGCCAUAGGAUACCGAAAGGUACUCAGGUCUUUUUUCCUGUAACUGGACCAAGUUACAAAUGCCCUCCGUUCUUAAUCGAUGAUCACAGCCGUUCCCCGACGAGCCGUGAGAAGCAUUGGGGAGGCCAGUGGAGCGAUGAUGACACGCAUCUAUUCAAUCCUGAGCGAUGGCUUAAGAUAGAUGAGAAUGGUGGCAUAGUUUUUGAUGCGCAGGCAGGGCCGGUAUUAGCGUUUGGUUUAGGUCCCAGGAGCUGUUUCGGGAAAAGACUGGCAUAUUUGGAAAUGCGGAUAGUGCUUGCGCUUCUGGUCUGGAAUUUUGAGUUCAAGAAGCUGGAUGGGCCAUUCAGCUCCCAUCAGCCACACGACUCAAUCACGACGAUGCCCUUAUACUGUUAUGUCGCGCUAAAGCGAUUGGAACAUUACCAGGCAUCCUGA
Truncatella angustata is the source of this 1758-nucleotide messenger RNA. RefSeq names its product cytochrome P450. The coding region runs from base 1 to 1758 and encodes 585 amino acids. The record is from RefSeq and is a predicted model, not a curated record. Gene Ontology annotation, molecular function: oxidoreductase activity, acting on paired donors, with incorporation or reduction of molecular oxygen; iron ion binding; heme binding. NCBI's taxonomy places the organism in Eukaryota, Fungi, Ascomycota, Sordariomycetes, Amphisphaeriales, Sporocadaceae. The transcript has 4 exons.